GAGAGUGGAAAGUACAGAUUUGACCAGAGACCAUGGCAACCAGCUUCAUACUCCUGCUGUUCUUUGUGCUAAAUGGGGCUGAUGCUUCUCACAUUGUUGGAGGCAGAGAUGCUGCCCCCCACUCGCGCCCCUACAUGGCCUCGUUGCAAGUCCGAGGUCGCCUUAACUGUGGGGGGGCACUGGUGAGAGAAGACUUUGUGCUCACAGCAGCACAUUGUCAGAUACCUAUACCAUACACAGUGGUGCUUGGAGCUGAUUCCCUGUCAGGUAAUGAGUCUACAAAGCAGGAGUUCAGCGCUGUCAGAUCCAUUCCACAUCCCAACUAUGAUGGACAUGCAUAUGACAUCAUGCUACUAAAGCUCAACGGCAGGGCCCGGCUGACCGAAGCAGUGCAGCUGAUCUCUCUGAAAAUGGGCAGGGUGAGAACAGGGAGUCAGUGCAUCACAGCUGGCUGGGGGGAUAUAGGGGAUAACAACACCAUAGCAAAAACGCUUCAGGAAGUCAACGUUACCAUCUUGCCAGGUCGGACGUGUCGUAGGAGAUGGCGAACGGUUCCCAUCACCAGAUCGAUGGUCUGUGGCGUUGGGUCGAGGGUCUUUCAAGGUUUCUGCUCGGGGGAUUCAGGUGGUCCUUUGGUGUGUCAUGGAGCUGUAGCAGGUGUCGUCUCCUUCUCUGGCCGGCGAUGUGGAGACCCCAGGGCCCCUGAUGUCUAUACACGCGUAUCGUCUGCCUGGGAUUGGAUUGCAAGUGUGUUAAACAACAAGUAGGCAAAUUAGAUUGAUUGAUGAUGUGUCAAUAUGCCUGACUGGGUUGUAUUCUUCAAGACAAGGUUCCUAAUAAUAUACAAACAUGUGGCGGUAUCUCGUUUCAUAUCCGUUUAACAACGCAGUGCUGUGGAUGUUGAGAUGAGGGGAUAAAUUAUUAUUUUUGUCUCCAGUUGACGUUUUUGUUUUUUUUAUAUACAGUAUGCUUGUGAAAUGGGUUUGGGAAAAUAUUCUUUUCAUGCUAAAGUUUCAAAAGUAUACUGAGCUGAAUGUAGAAACAAACCUAAAACAAAAAUGUCAGGUAAAUUCCAAUUCACACAUUUCUUUGUUGUUCUGAAAAUAUGUAAUAUGUAUUGUACACAAUCUUAACAUGAUGAAUAAA
Molecule: messenger RNA, 1146 nt
Organism: Xiphias gladius (swordfish)
Lineage: Eukaryota; Metazoa; Chordata; Actinopteri; Istiophoriformes; Xiphiidae
Product: mast cell protease 1A-like
Exons: 5
Coding region: 33-767 (244 amino acids)
Biological process (GO): proteolysis
Molecular function (GO): serine-type endopeptidase activity
Source: RefSeq, a predicted model, not a curated record